CCAACGCCCCCAGCACACACAAACAGACACACACAACAACAGCCCUGCCCCCAGCACAGACACCCCACAGCUUCCACCCCACUCCAGACAGACAGACACCCAGCUGUGUCCCCUCCUCAGACAGACAGACAGCCCGUAGCCCCCCACCCCCCCAGCACAGACAGACAUCUGACAGCUCGCCCCCCUCACCCAAUGAGUAAACCUCAUUCUGGCUGAUUCGGUGGGAUAGUCAGGAACAUCUGGAUGCUCCCCUGGCCCGUAGGCCUUCCCAGUGGUGUGGGAUGUGGGGAGGACACCUGGGACUGUAGGUCUGGAAAAACAUCUGGCUGCUAUUAGAUCCUGCUCCCCCUGAUGUGGUGGUUUUGGUUUCCCAUAUCAUGGGCCUGCAGUGGCGUAUAACCUGCGUUGCUGUGAGAAAGGCCUUUCCGUGAAGCCAGUUUGCAGGGUGCAAAGGUCUCCCCUGAACUGUGUAGAGAGAUGGAGAACACAAAUAGGUGCUUGAGCAGCCUGAAGAAAGAAAACAUCCCCCCUCUCCUAAGCAGCUAUCUGAAAUCAGAGCACAGAAAAGUCCAGAAGAACGUGAACGUAAAUCUGUAUUUGGGCACUGGAAGCCGAGCGGAAGCUACUCAUUGCUGGGCCAAUGCUGCUGCGUUCACUGUAACCCCUGGCUGGGAAGCGGAGCAAGGCAGGAGUGCACCAGCUGUAAAAAGCAAAGGCCCCAAGAAGAGGGAUCCCAGCCUGAUACAGACUAAUCUCUCUUGCCCUUCUCAGCCUUUCAGGGCUGCUACCAACCAGCUCUCCGCCUCCUGCUCCCAGCAGCAAAAUAACCUCUACUGCAGGCUCCAGCGGCGCAGCUCUGAAAAGGUGGCAUGUGGUAAUCCCCCGCUGCCUUCAUCAUCUCCACCCAACGUGGAUCUUCAGCGGAGACGUUCCUGCUCUGACACGUCUGGGGAGAAUGUGAGUGCCGACGACCUCGCAGAGAGGAGCCUGCAGUACAAGAAGAAACCAAAGGAGGGGUCUAGGUCUAGCCCCUGGGAUCAGUGCUCUGUGCACUGCACCAGCCAUAGCCUUCCAGAGGGAGGAAACCGGAGCAAUGAGCAACAAGGGGAAAAGCAGCAACAUGGACCUUUUGCUGCUUAUGAUGCAGACCAUGCAGAUUCCCUCUCUCCAGCUGUAGUGCCUGUAAUCUCCUCUGCUGGGCUUGUCCCCCCCCACAGACCAAUGGUAUGUCUCUCUCCAGGGAGCUCCAGAGGAAGUGUGAAGUCCUGUUGUCCAGGGCCUGCCCUCACCUUGGACGAACUGGGUCCCCCCAGCUUGGCCGAGUCUGCAGCCCUUCAGUCUCUCUUGCAGUCCUCCAAGACUUCUGCCAGCCUGCACUGCUCAAUCCAGAGGCUUAAGCAAGAAGCUGCUUUAAUGGGGAUAUGGAGCUCCCUCCCUUUGGAGUCCAGGUCUUCUCCACUAGCUUGCAGGUUGUGCUUUGCCCCUGAGGUCUCUACACCUGCUGUCCUGAGUGUGGGAGAGCAGCUUGCUAGAGAACAGAGCAGUGCUAAGCAGGCUAGAAUGAAAUGGGGUCCCCCAUUUGUUAGGGAUUGGGGUCUUGGUUCAGUGACUGGUGAUGUGGGGGAUGCCGAACCUACCUUUCUCUGUCACAGGUGCAGAAAUGCUGAAUUAUUUGUGCAAAGAACCAAAGUUUCAGGUGGAAUCUGGCCAGAAACCCUCUGUGCCGGUGCCAGCUCAGUCUACCUGGUUGAUACAGACGCAGGUAGUCCCUAUGACUGCUCUCCCUACCUCAGGUAUAAAUCUCAGGCACAGCACACUCCACAAGGGGACGGCACAUUCAGCCGUGUAAAAACUCAUUUCCCUGAAAAGCCACUUGGAGUGGAAGAGUCCUUUGCCAGAGCAUCACCCUGCUCCGUGUGUUGGAAGAAGGUCCUUCCAUCCGGCUCAGACCCAGAUGGUUUGCAGAUGUUGCUGGAGACCCAGGAGGGUGGGGCUCCGAUGAAUGUCAGUGUAGCUGUGUAUGGGACUCCAAGGGGAGUGCAUCUGAGAGUCCAGUCUCCUUCUGGAGAUGCAGGGAUCGGUCAAGUCCAGCAGCUUAGUAAUGGCUUCAUAGACGUCGGCACCUCUGAGCCUCAUGGCGAAGACCAGGGAGAGUCAGCAGAGGCAUGUGACAUCGUAUUGUCUGCAGCCAGGAGAACAGCCAUGGUGAAUAACAGGCAGUCUGUGCCUAGUCCCAGCUACAGCCCUUUUAGGGUAACAGCCAGGCAAGGUCCCGGUGAAUAUUCUUUGGUUGCCACUGGCGUGGAUGAUGUGAACUCUACCAUUGAGGGAGGAAAUGAAGAACGCUCCCAGGAGGCCUUCUGCAGGGAUCAGGGGCUCAACACUGACUGGGACCAAUCUGAGAAGCUUCUUGCAGAAAGGAGCAGCAGGGAACUGCAGAGCUGUGAGGAAAGCAGCCAGGCACAGGACAGGAGACUAGCAUGGGAUCUAGAGAACAACUUCUCGCAUUUGGAGAUGAAGGAGAGAAGUUCUCAGCUGCUGUGUAAUAGGCGACGACUAACCAGGUGUUUCCAAGCCUGGAGCAGCCACAUCCUCAGGAAGAGGACUGCAGCUAGGGAGCUCUACAGGCAGCAGCUGCUUCGCAAGGGGCUUGGAGCCCUACGGUGGGCAGUGCAGCUGAGGAAGGUGCAGAUGGAGAUUGCCCAGCGGAGACACUCCCUGGCUGUGCUGUCCGUCAGCUUUCACAGGUGGAAGGCAGCUGUGGCGAAGCGAAACGAAAGCCUAACCUCCCAGCAGGAGCCAGCAAUUCUCACCGAAGAGUCACCAAUCGGUCUUGUCGGGCUGGGGAGAGGUCCAGCUAUGGCAGCCCCAGCAUGGUGCCGGCUGACGGCAGGGUCCCCACAGGAAGCUGCAUGGCACAGUAGGGUGGAGGCAAACCUGUGGAUGCAGCUUCAUCGCAGGCAGAGAGCAGGCGAGCUCUGUCGGCGGGCACAGGCCAUCCAGGACCUGAGGCGGCUGGCUGCAGCUUUCAGACUGUGGCGCCUGCAGAAGGAACUGCUGGACAAAGAGGAGACCAGAGUGCAGGAAGCCCGUGCCCUGCUGGAGAAGAAGCAGCUACAGAACAUUUUCCAGGCAUGGCGUUCACAGAGCUUGGAAACCGAGCGGAUUUUGCCGCUGCUGACUCGGAUCCGGAGAGAGCUGGCCACCCGGUGCUUCAGUGCCUGGAAGCAGUUUGUUGAGCGGAAGGCAUUGUGCAGGCAGAACCUGGAGCAUCACAGGGCAGGGUCCCUGAGGAAGAGCUUCCAGCAGUGGGUCCUGAUGCUGCAGCUCAGAGAAGUGGACAAGAUGACAGCUGUGAACUUGUUUAUCUUGAGGCAGAGGAGAUGUUAUGGACAACAAAACAGCUCAGCUGCCAGUGGGUCUGUGGUGAAGGAAGAUGAAGCUCAGCUAUGCUUGGCUGUAAGAAGAAGUCACAUGUGGAAAAGAGGUGGCUCUUUAGAUGAACUCUACCAGCGAAUGAAGCUCCAGAGGAUAUUUCUGCUGUGGAAGGAGAGGCUCCAUCAGCAACAGCGAGCUAAUUCCUUCUCCCAGGCUUCGGAGCAGCGCCGACUACGGGACGCUCUGAGGCGGUGGCACCAGAAGACUCUUCAGUUGAAUCCUCUUCACCGCAAUCCCAGGGCACCUCAGGAGGAGCCUCUUGCCUUGCUGGAUUCUGAGGACUCUUCUCUGUCCUCCGGCUUCCACAGCAGCACUCUUGCUCCUCUGGUUUCCCAUGGCUCGUUGGAAAAGGAGUGCAGCUUCGGUGACAGCUGCCAGAACAGCCUCUCCUCCCUCCUGACCUCCGAGGAUACCACACCCCUGUCCCGGUCUGUCUGCUCUCUGCAGCAGCACUGCUGCCCAGAAGUCCCAGCUGAAUUGGUGGGAGAGCUCUGUUUGCAGGCGUCCUCUCCGCCACAGAGUCCUCGAGUCGGAGAGAAUUGUUUUUUGGGAGGCCAGCUCCAAGCUUCAGCACUGUGGAGACCAGACAGCGGGAUUGAGCCUCUUGCCAGUUUCUCCGCAUGGGAAGAAAUGCGGUUCCAAGGUGACGUUCUGCAGGGUUACAGUUCUGGAGAGGAACUGGAGAGUCCCUGCAGCUCCCUCUGGCACCAAGCAGAGCUACGACUCCUGCAGAGGUAUUUCUUGGUCUGGUCAGCUCAGACUCAGCAGCAUCUAAAGAUCCAGCAGCAUUGCAGGCUUGUCCUGCUGUCCCGUGCGUUUCUUGGCUGGCACAAGUGGGUUGUGGAAGAUAAGAAUCGGAAAGCCAUGGCAUCCCAACAACAUGGUCUCCAUUGCUGCCAGGCUGCCUUUGACCUGUGGAAGCGGAGGCUAACUCAGAAAGUGGAAGCUGACAGGAGAUUCAGGCAUCGGAUCCGCCAAAAGGCAGCAGAUGCCCUGCGGUGCUGGCAUACCUGCUGGCAGAAGCAGUGCACCCUGAGGGAUCUGCAGCUGCGAUGGGCCCAGCAUAGCUCCCAAGGGAGGAAGAGGACAGUCAUGCGGGCCUGGCGCUGCCAAGCUCAGAAGUGGAGAAACGCUGCUUGGUGCCGGAAGCGUCUCCUCUUGCGCAGGGUCCUAGUUGCUUGGUUCCAGGUAACCAUCCGCAGAGCCACGCAGCACGAAGCUCUCGCCCAGUGCGAGCUCGCCAGGCAGCAGCGUAGCCUCACAUUAUGUUUUACCCGGUGGAGGAUGGAAUUCUUGAGAGCUAAGAAGUGGCAACAAGAAGAGAGAGAUGGCAAACAACAGAGACCUGCUUGGGCUAAAUCCUUUCAGCGCUGGAGAGUGGCCACUAGGGGGCAUCAAGCCCUGCACUUAGACUCCAUGGCUGUGGUGAAACAGGCCUGCAACUACUGGACGAAAGCAGCCGCCUUGUCCCAGAGCUCCCGGCAGCGGUGCACCCUCAUAGGAGCCAGGAAGUGCAGGAAAAUGCCUCUGUCUUGGUCAAUCAAGCCGAGACGACGCAGAGAAAAGGGUCUUGGACCAAGCACAGCAACUUACCAUAGGCUCCUUCCCAGCGCCUUCUGUCGCUGGCUGGUGAUCUACAGAAACCAAAGCAGGACAGAGAGGCUGCCAGUCCAUCAACUUGUGGAGAGGCCUGGUGCGGCGGGCUGGGCACCUGGACAUGCUUGGCCCCCGGAGAGCAGCACCAAGCUGGUACCAGCUGAGCAGUAUAGAAGAUGGCUUGGGACAAAGUACCUGAGACGAUGGCGACACAACGUGCUGCUCCGCCGGUUCCGGGCCGGCAGGAGGAUGCGCUCUCUGGGGAGCGGGUGGCAGCGGUGGAUGGACGCCAACAGGACAGCACUGAUCGUACGGGCGCUGGUUGGGCAGAGGCGGCUGGAAUGGGGCUGGAGGAUCUGGAGGAGGCGCUACCUGCAAAGCCUGGUGGCCCAGAGUUUCCUGGAGAGUGAAGACCGGAGCCUGCUCGCCAGGGCCUUUGGAAGGUGGCGCCAGCUGACAGGGUCCCCUCUGGAGGGCAGAGGACACUGCUGAGCUACUGCAGGGACUGGCCAGAGCUCACCCCUUUGGGCCAGCUGAGAACAUGGCUGGGUAUUGAAAGGAGGGGGGGGGUGUCUCCUUUGAACACUUACCAAGAAUGCAGGGAAGUGGGGCUUUCUCAGAACUGUCGCUGCCGGGCAGCCGCAGGGGCUACCCGCUUCUGGCACAGCCAGUCCCUGCUCUGCUAGUGACACAUCGGCCUGCCAGGCAGGAGCCCAGGAACUCCUAGGAACAGGGCGUAUCCAGCCUGGGGCUCAGUUUCAAAGCACAGGACAUUGUGUCUCCUCCCUGCCCUGCGGUGGGGGGGUGUUCACUCGAGUGAGCUAGCGCUUGCCUAUGGUGGUGCAAGGCAGGACGAAUGCAGCUUGUCUGGUGUAGGCUGCAGGCUGUGCUGACUGGGAGUUCUGAUUAAAGGUCCGUCUGCCACAUACUUGCCUUUGACUCAGGGGGUUCACCCUGUACCACAAACGGCUCCACCCUGGCCAAGGCUACACCAGGAUCCAGUUCUCUGAUGUGGGGGGGAAGAAAUCAAGCUCUUCUCCUGCCCAGGAGCUCCCUGCGUGUGGGCUUGAGCCUUCCAACUCAUCCAGCCCCUGCUUCCUCCUAGCGUAACAAGCUUGACUAGGAGCAGCCUAUGCUGGCUUGAACAGGGGCUCUAUUUUUAGAUCUGCCUUGUCCCAGUGGGGAUUCUUGUGCAGCCCUCAGCUCCUGCAUGUGUUCCCAUCCAUCAGCUCCUCAUUAAGCCCUUCGGUGGGUGGCCAACCUCUGACCCUCUGCCUCCCGCAGGGUCCUUUUUCUGCUGAAUGGGUCUGUGACGAAGAAACCUGCUGGGAACAGCUGAGCAUCAAAAAGCUUUGCUGAGGCCAGGUGGGCAUGUCUGCCCCCACCCCCUGCCCCUCAUUAGAGCCUGCAGUGAUUGAUCUAGCUA
Mauremys reevesii (Reeves's turtle) is the source of this 6460-nucleotide messenger RNA. RefSeq names its product chromosome 21 C1orf167 homolog (gene C21H1orf167). Lineage: Eukaryota; Metazoa; Chordata; Testudines; Geoemydidae. The transcript has 21 exons. Bases 478 to 5526 code for a protein of 1682 amino acids. The record is from RefSeq and is a predicted model, not a curated record.